AUGUCUAGUGAUGCUGUGCGGGCGGCACUUGAAAGUGGACUCUGGCGUGAGAAGAAGGACCAAAAGUCCGGCCGGUCGUAUUUCGUCAACACACAAACACGUGUUUCCGUGUGGGACCUCGCCCGUGAACUCGCCCGCUCCCAGCCAACAACCAAAACAACGACUGCAAAAACAAAGGGAAAAGACACUGCCGAGAGUUUAACCGCCGAGCGGAAGGAACAGGCACGGCGAUGGCAACAGCAGGAGUCGAAUCUCACCGAGCGCGUAAUGGCGUUGGAGCGGGAAAAGGUGCGGCUGGAGAGUGAGAUCACUGUACUGCAGGAACCCGCACGGGCAGAGGCGGAGGUCCUGCAGGAACAACACCAGCAACUCUGCGAUGCAAAGAAGAGUCUCGAGGCCAUCAUGGCAAGUGAUCUGCAGCUGCGAAGGGAAAAGACGAUGGAGUUGCAACAACUCCAGACAAAAUUGGAUACUUUGCGAUUAAAUCGUCAACAGGAACUGGAGGCAUUUGCAGUCCUUAAGAAAAGACUAGCACAACUUCAACAGGAACAUGCAGAAGCCGUAGUAGAUCUUGAACGAGAAGAAAAUCUCAUAGAAACAUUGCGUGAGGAACACAACCGAGAAGAGCGACUUUUAGAGGAUGCCAUUCAAGAAGAGGCUCGUCUGAAGGAAUUUAUGAAGAUAAGAAGUGGAGAGGUGGAUCGCAUGAAAGCGGAACUAAAGGGAUUAUGUCAACGAAAAGCAGAACUACAACAAUACCACCAACAACUCGCAGCAGAGAUGGCAGAGGAUGUGAAAGAUAUAAAUGAAGAUAGAUCACAAGAAGGUUUAUCUUCAUCUAUGCCACUUCUUUCUCACCUGCAAGAUGAGGUCUCACGAAGACGGAAAAGUUUACAACAGUUAAAACAAAAACAACAUCUUGUAAAUGAGGCGGAGUGGAUGGAAGUGGAAAGUGCAGAACUGCAACACCUCCGAGCUUCAACAAAUGCUGAAGUACGUCAAUUAGCGUUAUUCACAAAGGAAUUAAGUGAUCAAGUACGGGUGGUGCUUCCAUUGGUGGAAUCUAUUAAACGUGAUGUUGAGAAGCUAAUGGAAGAGUUGGAGACUUAA
Molecule: messenger RNA, 1110 nt
Organism: Trypanosoma theileri
Lineage: Eukaryota; Euglenozoa; Kinetoplastea; Trypanosomatida; Trypanosomatidae
Exons: 1
Coding region: 1-1110 (369 amino acids)
Molecular function (GO): protein binding
Source: RefSeq, a predicted model, not a curated record